CAGACGACAAACUAGUAGCGUUUCGCUCGCCGACGGAGGAGGUUGUGUGUGUUUUUGUGUGUGUGUGUGUGGAGACCGUUAACCUCAAAACAUCACCAUGUGCAGCGACUCACGUGACUGCCGUAGGGUAAAAGUGCUCUAUACGGGAGGCACGAUUGGUAUGUUAAGGAAUGAGGAAGGAGUGCUUACACCAGUACCAAAUGAGUUUGAGAGAAAACUGAGAAGAAAUCCCCAAAUGCACGAUGCUGAGUUUGCACAAAAACUAUUUGGCGAUUCGGCAGAAAUGGCGCCUCUAGUUUUACCAGAAGUCCACGGAAUGAAAAGGAUAACUUAUUCUUUUCAUGAAUAUGAGUUCUUGCUUGAUUCUAGUAAUAUGACAAUGGAGGAUUGGGCUCUCAUAGCUAAUGAUGUACAUCAAAUUUAUGAGUUGUACGACGGAUUUGUGAUUCUACAUGGAACCGAUACUCUACCUUACACAGCGUCAGCAUUAUCGUUCAUGUUUGAAAACUUGGGAAAAACCAUCAUUAUUACUGGAUCAAUGAUCCCCAUUUUCGAUGUGAGAAGUGACGGAAUAGACAACUUCUUGUCGGCCCUUAUUUUGGCGGGAAACUACAUCAUCCCAGAGGUGUCGGUGUAUUUCAACUACAGACUGUACCGAGGUAACCGUACAGUCAAGGUCAGCUCAAAUAGAUUCGACGCCUUUGACUCGCCAAACUUCCCACCUCUUGCCACUGUUGGUCACAAAAUUGAAGUUGAUUACAGAGAAAUCUACAGGCCUUGUACUAUAGAAAAAUUCAGAGUACAAUCUAAUCUGAACAGCCAUGUUGGUCUUCUCAGGAUAUUUCCAAGUAUUCCUACACAAACUGUGAAAUCGUUCCUUCAACCGCCGUUAGAGGGAGCAGUGUUGCAAACGUAUGGUGCGGGUAACGUCCCCAGCAACCGGUCGGAUCUGAUUGAAGUAUUCCGAGAAGCCACCGACAGAGGAGUCAUCAUUAUCAACUGUACCCAGUGCUCCAAGGGGGCCGUGUCUGACAUCUAUGAAACCGGAAAAACUCUCUACGACGCAAAUGUGACACCCGGCUGUGAUAUGACUCCUGAAGCAGCCCUAACGAAGCUCGCCUAUGUUCUAUCCAAAACUGAAUGGGAUGUAGAAACAAAGCGUGUUAUGAUGAAAAGCAACAUCAGAGGAGAACUGACAGGUGAGAAGCCACCUCAACUCCAGGAGUGGGAUCUGAUAGACUCGGUGGCUCGGUCGCUGCAUCUUUCAUCACAUGAUGUCGAGCAGCUGGACUCCAUUUUGUUUCCAGCCAUGUUGUGUUCUGCCGUCCAGAAUUCAGACAUCACCAAGUUGACUGAACUCAAAGGAUAUGGUGCUAACAUGUCUUCAACAAAUUCCGACCUUAGAACUCCGCUACAUAUAGCAAGCGCCAUGGGCAAUCUAGAGAUCGUCAGAUAUUUACUAGUGAAUGGAGCGAGUAUACACAUGCGUGAUAGAAAUGAGAUAACUCCUCUGUUAGAUGCCAUUAACGGUGAACAUGAAGAGGUGAUAAAGGUACUGAAGCAGUGUGGAGCCCAUCUCACUCUCAGUCCAAAAGAGAUAGGAGAAAAACUAUGCAGUGCUGCAAUGUAUGGACAAGUGAAAAGGCUGAAAUCGUACAAACUAGCUGGUGCAAACCUAUCACAAGUCGAUGUUUUGGGAAGAACUGCUUUACACAUGGCGAUAAUGUGUAAUCAGACAGAGGCUGUGAAUUACCUUAUUCUGUCCGGCGUGGAUACUACAGUUAAAGACAAACUAGGAUUCUCUGCAAUAGACUUAGCCAAGCACAUGCAGCUCUCGCCAAUUGUGGAACUGCUAUCCUCCAACAAAGAUGGAAAACCAGAGCUUCUCCGUUCAGGGUCAAGAGUUAGUAACGGUACAAAUGGACAUUCUUAGGAAUGAAAACUUUCAGUACAAAUUUCUACAGAAUUUCCCAUUAAGAAGUUUGAGAUAAAGUGGGAACUAUAUUCGAAAGAGGCAGCCUAAAAUUCAUAAAUUGUGGAGCCUGAAUUAAGUUUAGGAAUAGACCGUUUUAGGCAUGCAAUUCAGUGCGAUUUUACGUGUAAUUGUAGGAAAAAUAAUUAUUGUAAAUCAAUAUUUGUUGUCAUAUGAGUUAUUGUAUAAACAUGUAAGUUUGAAAAGUGUCUUAAAAGCAGUUAAUGUCUUAUUUCUAGAAGAAUGAAUUUAACCUAUUUCGGACUAUGUGUAACCUUAUCUAAAUUUGGGAGAGGAAUAGAACAAGGUUACCUUAUUUUUUCUCUCCCUAUCAUUUGAUGAUGUACUUAUUGUAUCAAUCAAUAUUAAUCAAUAAAGAUAUACGGUAUAUAAACUUGAGGUUGUUUGCACAGUCAAAGCUUGAACCAAGGUACCUAGAAUACAAUGUAUUCAGUUGGCUUGAACUGAAUUUAAUCUGCUUGAGCCUUACACUAAAAAUUAACCACUUUAAACGAUUGAUACUUGAAUUUAAUUCAGUUUAAAAUUUAAUUAAAUUUGAAUUGUCAGUGUGCUAACGGCACUUGAUGUGUGUCUUUUUAACUAUAAUACUAUAGUUACUUUCAAUCAUUUUUAAAUUGUUUUAAUAAAAUUAGUUAACAGAUCUUAA
Nilaparvata lugens (brown planthopper) is the source of this 2639-nucleotide messenger RNA. RefSeq names its product L-asparaginase. Gene Ontology annotation, biological process: amino acid metabolic process. NCBI's taxonomy places the organism in Eukaryota, Metazoa, Arthropoda, Insecta, Hemiptera, Delphacidae. The record is from RefSeq and is a predicted model, not a curated record. Gene Ontology annotation, molecular function: asparaginase activity; protein binding.